AUGUCCAUCCUUUCGAGCCUCAAGAAGUCGAGGCAGUCGGCCAAGGAGCACAACAAAAAGGAGGCCGAAAAGGCUUCAGAGGAGCACAAGCAGGUGCCCUGGAAGCAUGACGACCGACCAAAGAUUCUCGAGCAGAACCGACGAAGGAGUGCCAUGGCCACGUCCAACCUAGGCACGAAAAUGCCAGGACCAGGAGGACUCCCUCGUGUUGGCAGCAGUCUUUCUCACGUCACUUACCCCUCGGUGCACGCCAACCCGAUGCGACACAUGCCCAGAGCCUACAGCUACAACGGCGUCCCGCCAAUGCCUGCUUGGGGCGGAGAUCGCUCCACCACCGUCAAUUACUCGGUACCUGAUCUCGCCCUGCCGUCCAUCAAGGGCAAAGAGGUUGAGAGGCUGCCUAUGUUCGAAUCAGGGCGGGCGAGCUCUUUAUCCAGCAAAGGCUCCCCUACUGGCAGUUCUGGUGAUUCAACCAGCUCUGAUGACCUUGAGAUGAGGCCUUCUCACCCCCGCCACAGCACGAUGCCCAUGACAUCGUCAGUAGGCAUGUCACCGCUACACCACACUUCUUCCGGCCGCUCCGUAGCACAUCGAUUGCAUCCAAGUUCACGUCGAGCAUCUGACGCCUCGGACCGGGGCGACCCUGCAGUUCUCGCUCGCGCUGCCGCCGCUUCAUCUCUAAGAGGCGAGGACCGGAGGCCACCACCAUCAUACCUCACACGAGGCUAUAGCUCGAUUCCCGCUGGUCAUGCACUCUCGCCGACGCAACUUCCCGGCGCGCUGCCCAUCAUCGAGCCAUCCGCCACGGGCGCAUCCUCGUCGAACAGUACCACCAGCCUCCAGAGCCUUUCUGUCGGACCGCAAUCGCUCUCAUCAUUCAACUUUGGCGGCUACUUCUCCUCGAACCCUACAUCGGCACCCUUAUCCACCAAGUCCUCCGUAUCCCUCUCUACACCAACGACACCGACAGCCACCGUGCCUGAAGAGCCCAACUGGGGGGAGAAGACGCCCGUGGCGACGCCUGCGGCGCCCGAAGCUACCCCGCAGGCGCCCGCCACCAUGGUGCCGCCGCAUCUCAAGUUUUCAGAUCGCCGCGCGUCAUCCCGAUCCAAGGUGGCUCGGUUCACAGAGCUUGAGACGAUCGACUCGCACACCGAGCAGCGCGCCCCCGAGCUCGCCAGUCAGGCUGUCACAGUCACGCUGCCACAAGAGAAGCAGCAGGCGAAAACAUUUGAGGAGCCUGUCUCUGCGCCCGUUCCGGCCAAGGUAGGACGGCGCCUCUCCAAGCAGCAGCCCGCCGGCGGGAAACUGCCCAAGAAGUCACGGUGGUCGAUGCGCGGUUCUGCUGUCGCCGUGUGAUCCAUUGUUCUCGACUGAAAAGCAUAGUC
Verticillium alfalfae VaMs.102 is the source of this 1388-nucleotide messenger RNA. RefSeq lists its product as hypothetical. NCBI's taxonomy places the organism in Eukaryota, Fungi, Ascomycota, Sordariomycetes, Glomerellales, Plectosphaerellaceae. The record is from RefSeq and is a predicted model, not a curated record. Bases 1 to 1359 code for a protein of 452 amino acids. The transcript is spliced from 3 exons.